AUGCUGGGAAGAGUAUAUGGGAGAGUAAGGAGAGGAUUGGGAGAGGGAAGGGAAGAGGAUCAGGAGAAGGGAUUAAGGUGGGAGGACGUGAAAGAGGUGCUGAAAGGGAUGAAAGAUAAAAAGGCGGUAGGGAUUGAUGGGAUUCCGGCGGAAGUGUGGAAAUAUGGAGGGAAGGAAAUGGAACGCUGGGUAUGGAUGAUUUGUGACAGGAUUUGGAAGGGAGAAGGAUGGAUCGAGGAAUGGAACAAAGGAAUUAUAGUUCCGAUUAUGAAGAAGGGGGAGGGCAUAAACGUGGAGGAAUACAGAGGGGUAUUAUUGACGACGGCAUUAUAUAAGAGGCAGGUCAGCAAGCCAGGGGGGAAAAUAGUUGCACUUUUCGUGGAUCUGAGAGCCGCAUUUGAUUCCGUGGAUAGAGAGACGCUAGUGAAAUCAAUAAGAGAUAGAGGGGUAAGGGAAGGACUAGUGGUAAGAUGUGAAGAUGUGUUAAGGGAGGUAAGGAAUAGAGUAAGAGUAGGGGAGAAUCUGGGGGAGUGUUUUUGGACGGGAAGAGGAGUGAGACAGGGCUGUCCAUUAAGCCCAAUGCUGUUCAAUUUGUUAACGGCGGAUCUGGAGCAGGAGUUGAGAGGGGGCAGAUGGGAGGGAGUAAGACUGGGAGAGGGAAACAUUUUUUCGCUGGCAUAUGCAGACGACAUGGUGCUGUUGGCGGAAAAGGAGGAUGGAAUAAAAUGCAUGUUGGCCAGAUUGGAAAGGUAUUUAGAUGGGAAAGGGCUAGAACUAAAUGUGAACAAAACAAGAAUAAUGAGGUUUAGGAAGGGAGGGGGAAGGAAAAGGAAAAUGAAUUGGAGAUGGAAAGAGAAGGUGAUAGAGGAAGUAAAAGAAUUUUCAUAUUUGGGGUACGUUGUACAAAGCAAUGAGGGGCAGAAGGCAUAUGUAAAAGAAAGGAUGAGGAGAGGAGCAGCAGUGAUGGGAAAAGUAUGGGGGAUGGGGAAAUGGAGGUUUAAGAGCGAUUGGGGUAGAAGGUGCUGGUUGUUUGACGCGCUGGUAUGGCCAGUGAUUGGGUAUGGGGUGGAGAUAUGGGGGUGGAAGGAGAGGGAAUCACUAGAGAGAUUGCAGGAAAGAUAUUUGAAGUGGGUGUUGGGGGUAGAAUGGAGUACACUGGGCUAUAUGAUCAGAGAAGAGGUACAGAGAGGAAAGUUAAGGGAAAGGGCGGGAAAAAGAGUAUUAGGAUUUAAAUUAAGGCUGGAGGAGGGAAGAGGGAGCGAGUUGGCCAGAAGGGGAGAUUAA
Molecule: messenger RNA, 1284 nt
Organism: Odontomachus brunneus
Lineage: Eukaryota; Metazoa; Arthropoda; Insecta; Hymenoptera; Formicidae
Exons: 2
Coding region: 1-1284 (427 amino acids)
Source: RefSeq, a predicted model, not a curated record